UAGGAAUGCACCUACACACGGAAGACGAGAGGGGAAGACAAAAAAAAAAAAAAUUGCCGCAUUUCUUAAGAAGUUGGAAGUGAGAAGUGAGAAAGGAAAUCGAAAAUGACAGUGAUGGAGAAGCUGAAGAUGUUUGUUGUUCAAGAGCCAGUGGUCACUGCUUCCCUUCUCAUCGCUGGCUUUGGGCUUUUUCUUCCAGCUUUUGUGAGGCCUAUGCUGGAUUCGUAUCAGGGAACCAAGCGACCUCCUCAGCCCGCUUUAAGUGAUGUGGUUGCAGGUAUGACUGGUAAAAAGUAAGUGUGACUUACUUGAGAUAUAAUGGCAAAUUUGCCAACUUCCGUGUCUGAACUUAUUUUCAUUCAUAAUGAGAGAAAUAAGAGUACUAAAUAUUGGAUUUAGCUUUUAUUUGUGACGGAUCUGCUCCGGAAUCAUUAAGUGGUUUCAUUUCAUAUUAAUUUAGGUUAAGAGUUGGUUGAAUAUCAGUUUAUCUGCGAGUUCUGAAAUUGUUUUUCUGGGGUCAAUGUGAAGGAUUUUUGUUUA
This is a messenger RNA of Gastrolobium bilobum, 540 nucleotides long. RefSeq lists its product as uncharacterized. The record is from RefSeq and is a predicted model, not a curated record. The transcript is spliced from 3 exons. The coding region runs from base 106 to 297 and encodes 63 amino acids. Lineage: Eukaryota; Viridiplantae; Streptophyta; Magnoliopsida; Fabales; Fabaceae.